Sclerotinia borealis F-4128 is the source of this 1140-nucleotide messenger RNA. The record is from the annotation of a GenBank genome assembly. Lineage: Eukaryota; Fungi; Ascomycota; Leotiomycetes; Helotiales; Sclerotiniaceae.
AUGGCUACAAUUAACCUUGGUGAUGAGGGAGCGCAGCAUCGAUUCAAGGAAGACCAACUGGUAGCUGAAGCAAUGAUUUUGAGGACUUCUCAUAGGAGCUUUGAAGUAGUCGGCGACGCUGUUACAGUUACUCCAACUCUCGUUCUUUCUGAGUGUCCAGAUGAGAUUUGGUGUCUUAUUUACCAAUUAUGCGAUGUGAAUACACUCAAGAGUGUCCGCCUUACCAACAAGAGGAUGUCCGAUAUUGCUUUGCGCUACUUGAUCGAAUCUGUACUUAUCUUUGAGUUCCCUCACGGAGAGUACGGCCGCUACGGUCCCGUUUUAAACUCUAUCGACUCGACUUGCCGUAAAUAUGCCAAAAGCUUUACAUACAAAACCAUUGGCCUUCGCUCCACCGACAUUACCAAGACGAGGAUGGCAUUCGAGCAUCGGUUGUCUUUUCCAGAGAGAGCAUAUAUAGGCAAUCGUCCGUGGGAGAAGCUGACAAACCUUCGGCUUGAUUACUUAUUCGUAUAUCCCAAAGAUCUCACCAACAUCUUUCGCAUUAACGGUCGUACUCUCAAGGCCAUUACCCUCUACAAACCAAUUCUUCGCGGUUGCAACAGUUGGAGAUGCUUCUUUUAUAUCUUGCGUCACUAUCAUGCUUAUGGAAUCAUGAAUCUAAACAAGUUGGAUUUAAAGGGCUGGUUGCAAUGGACCCACUCAGAGUCUUGCGUUGGAUGUCAAUCAGUGGAAGUAAUGGCUACCAGCGAGUCAUAUCCUUACAAGAUCUCUUGGAUGGUAAAGCGGGGGACAGAACGCGAUAUGUUUGGACGCAAAGUCUUCUCUAAGGACCCCAGCAAACAUAUCACUCUGCAACGAGCCAUGGAGAUAUACGUUAUUGAAGGAGGGAAGUGUUAUUGGAACCAUUCAGAGUUCACCGUAUACGAAGGACCUCUCCAAGGGUUUGCAGUCGCAGAGGAACAAGUUAGGCAAGAGUUGUAUCAGGAUGGCUGCUCGUCUCCUCGUUCUCAUGGAUAUUCCUCUGAUGCAGGCGAUGCACCAGAACAAUCAGUUAUGACCAGUAUUCAUAACACCUGUGCUGCAUUAUACGUCGAUGAUUGUAACGGACAACUGAUUUGGGACAGUCAGAAGGUUUAA